AUGGUGCCGCGUAGUAAAGAACCUCGCGUGACAAAUCUUGUCUUUGGAGUUGUCGAGGAGGAGGAGGUCUCGGAGAGCCCGGGCUGGCGUGGCUGGGUGUGCAGUGGCCGAGUUGUGUUGAUUGGAGACUCUGGAGUUGGGAAGAGCAAUCUUCUGUCACGUUUCACACGCAAUGAGUUCAAUUUGGAGAGUAAGAGCACCAUCGGGGUGGAAUUUGCCACCAGGAGCAUCCAGGUGGAUGGGAAGACGAUAAAAGCACAGAUCUGGGAUACUGCAGGACAGGAACGAUACCGUGCCAUUACCUCAGCAUAUUACCGUGGUGCUGUUGGGGCUCUUCUUGUCUACGACAUUGCCAAACAUCUCACCUAUGAGAACGUGGAGCGCUGGCUAAAGGAGCUUAGAGAUCACGCAGACAAUAAUAUUGUCAUCAUGCUGGUGGGUAACAAGAGUGACCUCCGCCAUCUGAGAGCCGUGCCCACUGACGAGGCCCGGGCUUUUGCAGAAAAAAAUAACUUAUCUUUUAUUGAAACUUCCGCUCUGGAUUCAACAAAUGUAGAAGAAGCCUUCAAGAACAUCCUUACAGAAAUCUACCGCAUUGUUUCGCAGAAGCAGAUUGCAGAUCGGUCUGCACACGAUGAGUCUCCUGGCAACAACGUAGUCGACAUCAGUGUCCCACCAACCACCGAUGGACAGAAAUCCAACAAACUCCAGUGCUGUCAGAACCUGUGACCUCCUGUAGAUGACUCUUGUGCCCUUCACUUCGUCUGUGCUUCAUUUAGAAACUUGUGUGCACUUCUUAUCUCCUGUGAUUCAGUGACUCCCUCUCCCCUCCUUUACCCCAUUCCCAAGCCCCCCCCCUUUUCAUCUUAGAGCUUUAAUUGUAGGGCUAACAUCCCCCUGCCUCUGAAAUCCCCUUCAAUGUGGUGACUUUUGGGCUUGAAAUGUAGGCACUGAUCUGAUAGACAUGUUUGUGUUGGAACGCCUGCUGCUGGAUAUUAUCCCAUGAAACGCUCUCCUCAGAUGGUUUUGGUUUUUUUUUUUUUCUGGGAGAGAAACCAUGGGGACUCGACUAUAACAGUUGAAGAAAUAACUACAUUUAGGUGACAAAGUUUUUUUCCUCCCACAGUCAGAUUUUUUUUUUCCUUGUGUUUCUGUAAACAUGGGGGAGAAAUUAAAAGAAAAUAGCUAUCCUACCAAAUGCUCUGUUUUCUGUCCUGAUAAAGUCUCACAGUGAGGUUUUUAGUGGCUGCACACACUAAGAAAGCUGUUGAAAAUAACAUUACUUAUUAUGUAAUUACCCCUAAUACAGUUAGUCUGGCUGUGUAGUUUAUCGUUUCCUGCUUGGGAGAUCUUUCUCUAUUCUUAUUUGGGAACAAUGAAGUAUGUCUGCAUUGCUUUCUCGGCCACCAUGAAUGCCUGUGCUGCUUCUGCAGGCUUUAUGAAGUGGCUUAAUAUUUAUUCAUGGCUUAUGUUAAUCAGUUAACAUUAUUGUACAGUAAGUGCCAGCAUAUUGAUUUCAGAAACCUUUUGCAACCUGUACAAGUAGGCUUAUUUUGUACUGUAGAUCAGUGUCUGAAAGCAGGAUCUUCUCUAGUUCCAGGAUUUUUUUGCAUGCUGCUUUUUCUCUAGGUCUCUCCUCCCCCUGUUUGAGUGAGUGAAGCAAUAUUUUCAUGUCAUGUAUAUACCUGCACUUGUAAGGGUUUUGGUUGUUGUAGAGAAACUCGAUACUUUAUACAUUUUGUAAAACUUCUGCAGAACCAUAGCAUCUUGAACUUUCUCUUCAUCGUCUUUCACUAUUGACCUUGUGCAUAACCCUCCUGACCUCUACUAAAAUGCAUAAUGUUAAGAUUCCACAUAAUAACUACUAACCUGUUGUUUUCUUCUUACUCUGUUUUACUGAAUUGCAGACUGUAAUUCUCAUAUGAUUGUACGUCACCUGAUGUAACAGAUCUGUCAUCAGCAGGGCUAACUACUAUAAUCCUUUGUUUUGCUGAACGGGAAGAAUGUUAUCACAACUUCGUGUAGUCAGUCUCUUGCUAGCUUGUGAACACCUUAUAUGAUGGCUUUUCAUCGUUCACUAGCUCUUACACACUUGCAUCCCCUCCGGUAUGCGCUGAAUGUUAUGAUGAGGCGAAUACUGGGUGAAACUGUCUAAAGGAAGAGUUGGAGACCGUCUGCUGCUCUGAAGGCUAGUGAAGCAAUUUGCAGUGAAUUUUUGCUCUGUACUCUGAGACUGUACCUCACUCGAUGAAUCCUACCUGCGUAUUAGUGAGUUGAUUUUUCUUUUCUGAUACAAAGCAAAUAUGAAACUGUGAAUUGUCGCUUGAAGGGGAAAUCUGACAUUCCAGUCUCAACUGUUCUGUCUGGUUAUGUAAUAAAAUUAAGGGCGGUUAAGUCUGAUGGCUUUUCUUUUAUAAGAUUUCCAGACCAAUGCCUUUAAUUUUGUACUGUAUGCACCUAGAGGGCUAUAGUUCACAGCAAAGGGUGCACGUGGUGCCUAGCACUUUUCACCUUUGUUUAGAGGAUACGUUCAAGGCGAAGGGGCACGUGCUUGCAGCCUAAUCCCAUUGAAUGAGGAUGUGAUUUCCUUUUUAGGCACCACAGUGAUCUGUCCUAAGGGUGUCCCAGUUUGGGAAGCACUUUCAAGGCUUGGUAUUUACUUUAAUAGCAUCCUGUUGAGAGAAGGUACAGCCAGUGGGAAGUGGAGACGCCUCCUUUUUGGUGGUUCUAGACCAGAAUGUGAUGUGCAGUCAGUAUCCGGAAGGCUGGCAGAUGAGGAUGCUGUUAGAGAGAAUGGAAAAUUCUGAGAUGGUGAAAAUAUUUCAUUCAAGAUCAGGUGGACACUGGUGGAGCUGGGCUCCUUAAUUGUGAACCAAACUUUUUAUAAAGAAAUGAGUUGAAUGGCAUGAGGAAGAAUCAUGCUGUUAAGAAGACUUAUUAGUUCAGGGUGAUGUAUUAAUGUGUUUACUCUGCAAAUCCUGUUCUUAACAUGAAGUUUCUAGAAUCAGUCUGGCCUGGUAUAAGAGGCUGAGAAGCAGUUUAGUCACUUCCUUGUCUCUUAAAAGAGAUUUUCUCUAGUCUUUGACUUUGUGGAAGGCUCUGAACUUUGCAUCAGAGUCCCAACAGAAGGUUUGUGUCUAGGGCUUAAGUGCUGUUAAAUUAUAUUUGUAUUGAAGAGACCUUGUCCAACUUCAUUGCACGUCAGCCAAAGCCCCCUCAGAGCAGGUGGAUCUUGGACCCAUACUAUUCGUGCCGGAGGGGGUUGGGUUGUUUUUGAGAUCUGUUGCAUGAGGUGGGAAGGCCCUACUGCCUCUUGCUGCAGGACUGCGGUAUCCCCAAGAUGUGGGAAGCGUGUGUGUGCACGCACGUGUGCCCAGACAUAGCUUAUGUGAGCACUGUGAACUUAAGCAAUGGUUUUAUCUGCUGUGGUCACUCAGUUUAUUUAUUAGACUGGGUAUUGGCUCUUUCCCCACACUGCUGUGCUGCUACCCAGGCAGGUGGAGAUGCAGCCCUUCUGUGGCUUUGAGGUGCUCUUGCCUAGGCUAAGCCCAGGGCCAUCAGGGCCAACAGGAAAAGGACAGUGGACCAGUUCUUCCUGGUAAAACCAUCUUCCUGUGCAUGGCUGAGGAAAAAUGCUUCUGAUCUCGAAUACCCUGGUGUCCUGCUGACAAC
Molecule: messenger RNA, 3672 nt
Organism: Egretta garzetta (little egret)
Lineage: Eukaryota; Metazoa; Chordata; Aves; Pelecaniformes; Ardeidae
Gene: RAB11B
Product: RAB11B, member RAS oncogene family
Exons: 6
Coding region: 1-729 (242 amino acids)
Biological process (GO): regulated exocytosis; constitutive secretory pathway
Cellular component (GO): recycling endosome
Molecular function (GO): GTP binding; GTPase activity
Source: RefSeq, a predicted model, not a curated record